This is a messenger RNA of Aspergillus steynii IBT 23096, 1166 nucleotides long. RefSeq names its product putative G-patch domain protein. Bases 1 to 1110 code for a protein of 369 amino acids. Gene Ontology annotation, molecular function: nucleic acid binding. The transcript is spliced from 2 exons. Gene Ontology annotation, cellular component: kinetochore. The record is from RefSeq and is a predicted model, not a curated record. NCBI's taxonomy places the organism in Eukaryota, Fungi, Ascomycota, Eurotiomycetes, Eurotiales, Aspergillaceae.
AUGGGUCCCCCCAGAGACCCCGCAUCGGGGGAAAAGGUGGAUCUAGAGGAAGAGGAGGAUGACUACAUGUCCAUGGUCAUCGAGGAGCCCCAGCAGAAGGAAACUUUUGCGCAGAAGAAACGCCGACAGCAGCGAGAGGCCGAGGCCCGCGCGCGAGUCCCCUCGAAAGCCGAACGAGCCGCCCAGGAAGCUGAGCGUCGCGAUGCCGCCCUGACCACUAGCACCCUAGAUCCGUCCAACAAAGGAUUCCAGAUGAUGGCGAAGCUAGGAUUCAAACCGGGACAGGCACUGGGCAAAGACACGACGGAUAAGAACAAGGCUGGGGACGACGCUAACGACGCCCACGCGAGUCAGUCUCGAUCCGAGCCGCUCAAUCUGGUUCUGAAGGAAGGCCGGGGAGGCAUUGGCUUGGACAGCGAAAAGAAGCGCAAAUUCCGCGAGGAAGCCGAGGAAGCCGUCAAAAAGAUCAAACAGGACGAAGGCGACUAUCGCGAUCGCGUACGUCUGGAACGGGAGACGCGACGCACCGAAGCCCAAGUGCACGCCGCCCAGAAAGUUGCCGAGCGACUGGAUACCGAGGCUGAGGUCGAUGGGGCAACUUCCACCACUACGAACAAUGAAAGCUCGCGCGAUCCGCAAGAUCCUAUCACGGACGAGGGUCCAUCAGAGAACAUGGGAGAGAAAACGGGCGCCGGCCGCCCCAAAACGAAGGUGAAGCCCACCUCUCAAAUCAAUAUCCUAUAUCGCGGCCUAGUGCGGGAGCGAGAGGAACGCGAACGGUCCCUACAAGCGCGACACCUACUCCAGUCAUCUCUUCCAUCCUCAUUCUUCCCGAAUACUCGAUUGCCGAGUUACGACGAUCCCACCCUUGAAAGAGAGGACAAACAGGCCCUGGCGGUGAAUCCAGAAUCGUCGUCUAUCCUGGAGCAAGAGUUAGAAGAGGAGGAUUCCGCGUUGGAUGAAUUCAACGCACUUGAUCCUGGCGAGCGGCUGGCCCGUUUGGUUCGGUAUCUACGGCAGGAGCAUCGCUACUGUUUCUGGUGCAAAUGCAGCUACGAAACUGACGAGAUGGAGGGAUGUCCCGGAAUCACCGAGGAAGAUCACGAUUGAUGACUUGAAUCACCAUGUACAUUACAGCACCGGGCUAGGAAAUCUUGAAAUAUUGU